Lactuca virosa is the source of this 504-nucleotide messenger RNA. NCBI's taxonomy places the organism in Eukaryota, Viridiplantae, Streptophyta, Magnoliopsida, Asterales, Asteraceae. The record is from the annotation of a GenBank genome assembly.
AUGUCAUAUGACAGAGGAAAAGAAAUUGCAGAUCAUGGAUCAUCUGGGGAUCCACCAUCACCUUCUCCUAGCCGCUACGAGUCCCAGAAACGAAGAGAUUGGAAUACCUUCGGACAGUACCUGAGGAACCAAAGGCCUCCCAUACAUAUCGCCCACUGCCACAGCAACCAUGUGCUCGAGUUCCUCCGAUACCUGGAUCAGUUCGGAAAGACUAAAGUUCACUUGCAGGGUUGUAUCUUUUACGGCCAGCCUGAGCCACCGGCACCUUGUACCUGCCCACUUAGACAAGCCUGGGGAAGCCUUGAUGCCCUCAUCGGCCGCCUUCGUGCUGCCUACGAGGAAAAUGGAGGCUCACCCGAAUCAAACCCUUUUGCUAGCAGCACGAUUCGAGUUUACCUAAGAGAGGUGAAGGAAUGUCAAGCCAAGGCUAGGGGAAUCCCUCAUAAAAAGAAAAAGAAGACAACCAAGGGAGAAGACUCUAGCUCCACACUGCAUUUCUCUUGA